Messenger RNA from Gregarina niphandrodes, 315 nucleotides. RefSeq lists its product as hypothetical. The transcript is spliced from 2 exons. The record is from RefSeq and is a predicted model, not a curated record. Lineage: Eukaryota; Apicomplexa; Conoidasida; Eugregarinorida; Gregarinidae. The coding region runs from base 1 to 315 and encodes 104 amino acids.
AUGAACCAGCAGCCGUCGCUCACGUCGUACGUCGCCUCCGGAUCUAACCCAAAGACCGACUGCCUGUUCUUCCCGUUCGGCGGACGCGUCGCCUCCGUCAAAUACCACCACGGCACAACCGCAGACACCACGGAGAGGAUAGGAGCCGGGACGGUAUACCGAGCGCCGCGCUCGCAAAUGCUGAAUGUAUCUCACUUGGACGCGGCACUUAAGGCGUAUUCCAGUCGUAUGAGCUUCCAAGUAUUCGCUCGCAAGCAGCAACAGCAGCUGGAACAAGUCUGGAAGUCGCCAGUGACCCGAAGCGCCAUCAUGUGA